This is a messenger RNA of Hemibagrus wyckioides, 2203 nucleotides long. RefSeq names its product transmembrane protein 144a (gene tmem144a). Gene Ontology annotation, molecular function: carbohydrate transmembrane transporter activity. Bases 193 to 1278 code for a protein of 361 amino acids. The record is from RefSeq and is a predicted model, not a curated record. NCBI's taxonomy places the organism in Eukaryota, Metazoa, Chordata, Actinopteri, Siluriformes, Bagridae. The transcript has 12 exons. Gene Ontology annotation, cellular component: membrane. Gene Ontology annotation, biological process: carbohydrate transmembrane transport.
UACAGAGGAGCCGGAACUUUUGUUUUCGCCACACGUGACAUAGAGUCUUCGGCUUGGAACUUUGUUUUUGUUUGUUUUGUUUGGAAUAAAACUGCAAACCAUGAACGAUAAACGUUGAUUUAUUAAAACUUGGGGAAUCCAGAUCCAUUGGUGCGAUUGUAAACCUGUGAAGAAAAAAUAUAUAUAAACGAGAUGGAGUUGCUGUUGGAUGCCUCUCACCUCCUCAGAGAUUCCUCUAAUGGCACAAACACCACCGAGCUGACGUACGGCUUCGUGUCCUGCGCCGUCUCCGUCCUCUUCUACGGGAGCAACUUCGUUCCUGUGAAGAAGAUCGACACUGGCGAUGGCAUGUUUUUCCAGUGGGUGCUUUGUGCUGCUAUAUGGACGGUGGCUUUGAUUGCGAACAUCAUCUUGAGCAGCCCAAAGUUCUGGCCUCUGGCUAUGCUAGGAGGAGCCAUCUGGGCUACAGGUAAUAUCACGGUUGUGCCCAUACUUAAGACCAUUGGUCUCGGCCUGGGGCUUUUGAUAUGGGCUUCCUUCAACCUCCUGAUGGGCUGGGCCAGUUCACGAUUUGGCUGGUUUGGCAUCGAGGCUGAAAAUGUCUCCAAACCGACCCUUAACUACUGCGGCGCCGGGUUGUGUUUGCUUAGCGCCAUUGUGUUUUUCUUUGUGAAGAGUGACGGCCAGAGACCUGCUACGUCCGAAGAGACGCCGCUGCUAAUAGACAACAGCGUGAAUGCUGACUCGCCAACGUCAUCAGAUAACUCGUGGGUGGACAUGUUGCCGCCCUUCACCAAGCGCCUGGUAGGUUUGUCACUUGCCGUAGUAGCAGGACUCCUUUACGGCUCGUCGUUCAUCCCAGUGCUGUACAUUAAAAACCACGCAACGCAGCAGAACAGCCAGUAUGAUGGUGCGAGCCAGUUCGAUCUAGAUUACGUCUUUGCUCAGUUCAGUGGGAUCUUCCUCACCAGCACUGUGUACUUCCUUGUCUAUUGCGCCUUCAAAAAGAACAAACCGCAAGUGUUUGCUAAAGCCAUACUACCAGGGUUCGUUUCUGGGGUGAUGUGGGGCGUGGCCACAUGCUGCUGGUUCCUGGCCAAUCACUACCUGAAGCCAGUGGUGAGCUUCCCCAUCAUCACUACGGUUCCUGGGCUUAUUGCUGCUUUGUGGGGGGUUGUGGUCUUUAAGGAAGUGAAGGGUCUGAGGAAUUACCUGGUCCUCAUCCUGGCUUUUUGUAUGAUCGUGGCUGGCGCGUUGCUGACCGCCUUCUCGGUGUAGUUACACGUGUCCACCACACGGCGGACACGGAGCCACAAAUCCCUCCAUCCGCUCACUGUUUACCUUCAUAAACCGCUGUGACAAUACAAGACCUAAAGCCACAAAGCCUUUUGAAAGUCUUUUCAUUUUAGAGCCAGUUCUCUGGACGGACUGUAACUGACCUGUGAUAUUCACUGAAUUUCCUUCAAUCACAUUUUACAGCACGAAGGACCUCAUUUUGAGUUUUUUGAUUCUGCACGUGUUUUUUUUUUUUUUUUUUUGUCUUGUGUGCGCUUAUUAAUAUUAAUGCACUUUUGAUUUGAUGCCACUUUUUUUAAAAAAUUUAUAUUAUUAUAAAGGGAAUCCAGUCAGGCAGCUGAUUCUGAGGGCAGACUUCAUCAGAAUUUUAGCAAUUUAAUAAAAAGCUCUUGCUUCGAUAAGAUGCCUAGUGUAUUUAUUGUGAAGGAUUAAAACGUGUGUGUUUAUGCUUUCAUGCAUAUAAAAGGUAGCAUUAGUAGUGUUUAAAAAAAAAUAUGGCAUCAUUUACACACCAGAUUUGUAAUAUUGCAAUAUUUAUAUUUCUGGAUUCUGCUGGGUUUUUUUAUUUUAUUUUUUCCACCUCAGAAAUAAGCUCCGCCCCCCAGAUAAAACAGUGCAGCUCAGAUUGGCUCAAUAUCUCUAAAGGCAGCUCACAAAAGCAUGUUUAACAUGAAGGCUGGGGUCAGUUGGAGAAAGUAAAUUGAGGAGGCUUCUCAAGUCAUAAUUGUAAUCCACCUUGUAGCCAGUAGAUGGAGCCAAAAUCUCAUGAUUUUAUUUCUUUAGUAGGGCGGAUCAAUUCAAAGCUAGUUGCCUUACUGGCGGCAGCAGUUUAUUAGCUCACAAAAUAUUACAUAUUGACGAGGUGUCAAAAAGGAAAAAUGGCAAUAAACUUAUGUAAACUCUGGAA